Mytilus trossulus (common blue mussel) is the source of this 1875-nucleotide messenger RNA. RefSeq lists its product as uncharacterized. The transcript has 3 exons. NCBI's taxonomy places the organism in Eukaryota, Metazoa, Mollusca, Bivalvia, Mytilida, Mytilidae. The record is from RefSeq and is a predicted model, not a curated record. The coding region runs from base 360 to 755 and encodes 131 amino acids.
ACUACACCUUAACUAAUAAUCUUGUUUUCUUUUUGGACACUAUAAAAAAAAUCAGACAACUAUCUAAAUAAUUGUUAUCAAACUGAGUUAUUAUAAUAUAAUUGAUUUUGAUAGCUACUUUGCUCUUGAGAUAUCGAUUAAUAUGGAAAUACUUUUAAUUCGAUCAACACCAUGAAGAAAUGUGAUUUUGUAAUUAUAAUUCUCUAUAGGAUUUUGUUCAAGCGUUGAUUGGACAGAUUUCAUUAACAAUAUAAAGUAAAGGAUUACAGCAGUUAUAAAAUCAAAUGCAGAAAGUUGUGCAUGUCUAAAGCUUGAAGGGAUAGUAUGAUUAUCUGUAUACGUUCUCUGUCCAGGUUAAUAUGAUGUGUGAUUUAUUAUGUUGGAUAACAAUUCUAGUUUUAUUAUUUAGUGAUAUAAAUAGUGAGAUUUAUGAAUUUGAUUCCAACGGACCAUGUUGUAAUGGGACUCUUGGCUAUGCUUAUUAUAAUAUGCCAUGUUCAUCAUUAAAAUGUUGUAACUCAAGCGAAACAGUGUCUGUCUCUCUUGUAAAUGCUGCCUUAGGAUAUGUCUUCCGGUGUACGGAUAGAUCAGAAGUUAAAAAGGACUGUACCAAACGAGGAAAACUCAUGAUUGACUCAAAAGUGGCUUCAACCAAAUAUGGCACUCGUAUAUGUUGUGAUGGAUUAGUGCCCAAAAUUUAUUUCAAUCAACCGUCUGCUGCCUUGGCUGUUGAAUGUGUUGUUUAUCCUCGGUAGUCCUUAUCUGUCUUAUCUGUCUUACCUGUUGAAUGUGAAAGUCAUGGUCGAUAGUUUUCGGCUAUCUUGUACAGCUGUGGGAAUGCAUAUGUGGCGUUCUACUAUCCUGAAAUAACUUUAUAUAAGUAAUACGCCUGCUGCAUGAGAUGUUUAAAAUUGUAAAGGUGUCAUAUAUGGCGUGAAAGGAGGAAUAUCGUUAUAGAAAUUCCGCAUCUGUAACUACGUAUACAUAUCAGUUUCUCGUUCAUUAUAUACAAUGGAAGACAGUAUAUAACGUUUACCACUGUAGGGUGUUGGGAGACAUACUAGGAGGUACAAGACAUUGCUAGGUGCAUGUAGAAUAAGUUAUUUAAAAUCCUUUUCUACUAUUGUCAUUGGGAAAUUAGAGAUAGUUAAUUCUGUUAUCUUAAUUAUGGAAAUUUAUUUGAAGGGAUUAACAGUAUGUUUCUUUUAUUCGCUCCUGCAUGUCCAUUCAUAAACCUUUCAAUGUUGCAGUUUCGCAAAACAUAAUAACAAAAAUUAAUUCCUAUAUAAAAGCGACUGCAAAUGUCUAUCUAUAUAUAUUUACUUAUAGCGAUUGCAAUUUUGAAAGAUUACCAUUUAUUCUACACAUCAGCUUCUUUUCUAAAUUGAGUUGAACUUUCUGGUGCAGUUUGAACAUAUCUAAUUGGCUUAAAUAUGCAAAAGGGGUGAGACACACAUAAACUUUCUUGUUGAUAGAGCAACGUUGUAUCAAUUAGUUAUGCCUACUGUUUCCAUAUGGCGUUUAUGAUUGUCGAGAUAGAGCAAUUACAGGUUAAGUUAUGCAUUCUCAAUAAGCAACUGUCAUGUGACGUUCGAGAGUUUACAUAGGUAUGUGCGAUGAAUCUAAACAUUUACUUACAUGGCAGAAACAUGUCAUUACCAUUACACUAUUUUGUUAACCUAAUCUCUACAUAUCAAUCCCUUUAGGUGCUAUGUCCUUUAUCCUCCUUUCUAUUUUUGAAGUGAUAAACAUUCUGUCCGAAGCCUUCCCGUUCUAAUAUAACCAAUUAUGUUAGCAAAACUUUUCAAGUUUCUUCUUACAUUUUAUUAUCUAUUAUUUCCGUGUAUUUUUUAUGAAUAAAAUUAUAUUUUUAAA